CUGUUAACGUGAGAAGACAAAUGAUGGGAAUCAUGGACAACGUUAAACAGUUUCUUCAAGGAGUGGAGCUUGACAUCUGGAUGGCGGCACUGCUGACAGGGGCUGCCUGCGCUGUGGGAGCUCUGGUGCUGCUGGUGCAGAAGGUCCACAGCCACCAAGAGACCAGGGGAAAGAUCCAGAGAGCCAGAGAGCGGAGGACUGAGAGCGUGCAGCGGGCUGAGCAGGCUGUGCUCCAGUACAAGAAGUUGCAUCCAGAGAUGAACUCGGCUCUCAUCUUGUCGCUGUCCCUGGCUGAGCUGACAAAGAAAUUGCAGGAAGGCUCACUGAGCCCUGAGGACGUGUUUUACUCUUACAUGGAAAAGGCUCUGGAUGUACACAAGGAUCUGAACUGCUGCACAGGGAUCCUGUUGGAGAGUUUUGAUCAGCUGAAAACUGUGUCCUCCAACAAGACAGGUCUCUUGUAUGGAGUUCCAGUUAGCAUCAAAGAAAACUAUGGUUACAAGAAUCAUGACUCUUCUUGUGGUCUGACCAUUAAUCUGGACCAGCCUGCCCAGAAGGACUGUGUGCUUGUUGAAGUUCUGAAGAGACAGGGAGCCAUUCCCUUUGUGAAAACCAACUUGCCCCAAGGCCUAUUAUGUUAUGACUGUGGUAACCCCAUCUAUGGGCAGACCCUGAACCCACACAACCUCCAGAAGACCUGUGGAGGUUCGUCUGGUGGGGAGGGGGCUCUCAUUGGGGGAGGGGGCUCCGUGCUCGGUUUGGGCAGUGAUAUAGGGGGGAGCAUCCGUAUUCCUGCCUCAUUCUGUGGGAUCUGUGGCUUUAAGCCAACACCAGGUCGUCUCAGUUUAAAGGGUUUUAACCCCCUUUAUCGGGGACAAAAAUCAAUUCUGUCAAGUGUGGGACCCAUGGCGAGAGAUGUGGACAGUCUGGCUCUGUGUAUGCAGGCUCUGCUCUGUGACCACAUGUUUUCUUUGGACCCCACUGUUCCACCAAUACCGUUUGAUGCGCAGAUAUAUCAGAGCUCCAGACCUCUCAGGAUCGGUUACUUCGAAAGCGACGGAUUCUGCCAUCCGUCUCCAAGCAUGGCCCGAGUCAUCAGAGAGGUCAAAGUCCUGUUAGAGCAAGCAGGGCACACUUUGGUGCCUUACAGUCCUCUGAAGCUUAGUAGCACUUAUCAUGAACUGGUAGAAAAGGGAUUCAUAGCAGACGGAGGUGCCACCCUGCUUCAAAGAGUGGGCAGGGACCCUCUGGACCCCAGUAGUCCACAGCUUUUCCCUUGCUAUCUGCCUAAGUGGUUGAAGAAAACCCUCUCUUUCCUACUCAAGCCUCUGUUUCCUCGAAGUUCUGCUAGUCUCGAUGGUCUCUGUGGAGUUGGAUCAGUUCAAGAGCUGUGGAAGCACCAUGCCGCUGUUGAGGACUACAUUCAGGAUACGAUAGCAGAGUGGAGACGAUGCAACAUAGAUGUGCUGCUGUGCCCUGUGAUCGGACCAGCCUACAACUUAUUCUACUGCAGCAAGCUUAACAUUUAUUCCUCUUACACGAUACUUUACAAUCUCCUCAAAUUUCCUGCCGGCGUUGUUCCUGUUUCCACUGUGACAGCAGAGGAUGAGGAGGAACUCAGACACUUUAAGGGCAUUUAUCAGGACAACUUUGACAAGCUCUUCAAAAAGGCUGUGACUGGAGGAGAGGGUCUUCCCGUGGCGGUGCAGUGUGUCGCUCUGCCGUGGCAGGAUGAGCUCUGCCUGCACUUCAUGAAGGAGGUGGAACAACUGGUCAAACAGAGCAGAAAGUGAGGCCUGGAAGCCACAAGUGGGGCUGCUGACUCCUGGGACCGAUGUGAAAACACAAGCAGCAAGCCAGUCUGUGAAAUCAUUAAUGAUGACGAUGAUGAUGAUGAUGAUGAUGAUGAUGAAAAAAAACCCAACUGUUAACAACUGAUUUCGUUUUCAUUAAAGGAACACUCGUUUUUUCAUAUUAAAACAUGUUAUUCGGGUAAGUAAGACGAGUUGAUACAGACCUCUUGCGUCUCAAUGCGUGCACUCAAUCGCCCUGGCGCGCAGAGCUACUUGGCUAGCACUUAGCUUAGCCCAGUUCAUUCAUUAGGAUCCACACAGAUGGACAGUUAGAAGCGACCAAACUCCUCCACGUUUUCCCUAUUUAAAUACAGCUACACGAGUAGUUAAACGACCAAGUAUGGCGACACAAAAGAAAAUGUGGCGCUUUUCGAAGCGGAUAAAAAGGAUAACUAUAAUGUAUGGCGGAAUAGCACUUGGGAGCACUUCGACUCAGGGGGAUCAUCACUCCUGACGGAAGUGAGAGGGAGCGGAAGUGAUGAUAUUACUGCGCCGAGUCGAAGUGCUCCCAAGUGCUAUUCCGCCAUACAUUAUAGUUCUCCUUUUUAUCCGCUUAUUGUCCCAUGACUAUUGUCCCAAAAUUUAACAUGCUGUUUGGACUUUAGUAUGCUUUAAUAUAGAUGCAAAGUCUUUGUUCUCUUUUUCCACUGCUGGCAUUACUUAAUAUAAUAAGAAGAAGAAGAAGAAGAAGAAGAAGAAGAAGAAGAAUCACCAUUAGGCAAAAAGGCAGUGGAAAACUGAAUUUACAAUAAAUAACAAAAUUGUCAUUUUAAACAAAGCUGUUAUCUCUUUACAAGAGCAGACAACUUACUGUGAUGUGAUGACUAAUGAAUAAAUAAUAAAAACAAAGUUAAUAGAAGAACUGCUGUGGUUUCCACAACAGAAAUGUUGAAAUUCGUUUCACCAACAAUGCAUGCUGUACAGGUUAAGAUAUCCUCUGCUCAUCUGUGCCAUCAGUCCUCAUACAUUUUGUGAUGUUUUUAAAACUUGUGCAGUUAGCAUGUUUUUAUUGUUGAAUGCUGAACAAACUGAAGUAUGGGGCAUCUUCAUCAAGGCAUCCAGCAGCUGCAAGGGCACAAAACCUUUAUCUUUACCUCCUUCUUCAUCCUCCAUCUCUCCUCCUCCAUCACUGUGCCAGAGAUGAGUGGAGAUCAUUUUCAUUCUUAUUGUGAGUGAUUGUUGCACUGAUGCCUUAACAGGAAACAGAAAAGAGAUAAAGGAGACUAAUGACACAUGGCGCCUCCAUCUACAAGGCCAGUGCACCAUGUCUUCAUAUUGUGAUUACCCCGUGCUAUUGUAAAUAUGUGUUUCUGUUGGGUUUACAUAAAUUUACAUAUGUUUUAAAACUCUCCUGGGAUGGGAAACCAUUAGGGACAAUGUUAGUGUUUUCCAUUACAAUCGCCUACGUUUGCACUGCUUUCUCAUUGAAUGGAAAUGGCCGUGUGCGUGCGGUAGAGGAAGGAGGGCACAUUAGGAGAGGAGGGGAGCUGGAAUUGAGAGGUUGUUCUUAGCAUUAUCUGUGGCACAUAGAGAGAGAGUGUGUGGCUCUCGCUGUGCCACUCAGUCAGGGAGCAUUAAGCUUUAAGAGGCAGUGAAGAGACUCAGGUCUUCAGAGGGAACUUGACAUUGUUCAUAAAUCCCUCAGGAUCUGAGACAGACGCAAUGACAAAAAUUCACACACACACGCACACAUGCACAAAGUCAGUCUUGAAAUUGCCGCAUUAAAUACACUUACCAAUUACAAUUUGGCAGUGUGUGUAUUAUAUUACAUGUUAAAAUCAAUUUAUUAGUAUGUUAUUAAAAUGCUGUAGCAUCAAACAUGCUCAAAGCACAAGUGAUAUAGUGCAAAAGGCCAUUUAUUAUUCUCAUAUUUUGAUGUUACCAACAUAUUAUUUUAUCUACAUAAUAAACAGAAUUUUAUAUAUGUAAUUUCUUACACUGUUAUGAAAAUGUACUACCUAAUAUAAAGUGUCAGUCAGCACUAAGACUCUGCAUUUUAAUAAUAAUAGCUAUAUAAUAAUUAUGUUAAUUAAAAUAAAAAGCCAUUUUUAUGUAUGUGUAUUUUACACCUGUGCUUUCCCUGUUAUGAAUAAGACAUAAUGAAUGUAGAGACAUAUUUUGUUACCAGGAGCUACUCAUGGUACUGCAACAAAAAAUGCCUUACGGCCCGAAAAGUGUUUUCCGCAUAGGCCACCAUUAUAACACCUUGAAAUGCAAACAAGGCCAAUUAUGACUCUUUCUAUUUUUUUCUUUCUACUUGACAGAUAAAGUGUAUAUAUUCUCAAAACUGUAUUACUCAAUCUCUUCCAAACAUAUCACAAUGGAAAUAAACCACAAUUAACAGAG
Messenger RNA from Centropristis striata (black sea bass), 4199 nucleotides. Its product is annotated as fatty-acid amide hydrolase 1-like. The transcript has 16 exons. The record is from RefSeq and is a predicted model, not a curated record. Gene Ontology annotation, biological process: fatty acid catabolic process. NCBI's taxonomy places the organism in Eukaryota, Metazoa, Chordata, Actinopteri, Perciformes, Serranidae. Gene Ontology annotation, molecular function: fatty acid amide hydrolase activity; amidase activity. The coding region runs from base 21 to 1793 and encodes 590 amino acids.